UGUGGCUUGCACAUCGAUACACAACAUUGUAGAACAAGUCUCCAAAAAUAUCGUCCAAGGUGCUCCCCAUAUGAUGGGGAGUGCAGUUAGUGCUGCAAAUGCUUCGAAGCAUUUUUUGAUUGGUCAAGUGAAAAAAUUCUUUGUUUUGAUUGGUCAGUCAAACAUUUCAAAGCAUUGUAACGUUAAAAGAAUCGUAUCUUUUAUUUAAGGAAUUUUAGUUGGAGGGGAAAACCAAUAUGUUGAACAGUUUGAAUUCAAAGCAGUGUCACGUGCUUUGAAACGGAAGUAUUACUAUUUUCUAAUAUAUAAUUUGGGGAAAAAAGCAUUACUCACAAACAAAACAACUUCAGGAUUUGUUUUUUUAGGAAUUAACAACGGUUCUUGUAUUUAGUUAAAAUAAGACAAAUAGGGCCAGAUGGAUAACCUGGAAGAGAUAAUUGACAAUCAAGUCAAGAAAUUGCAGGAAUUGGAUGAGGCCACAUUAUUGAUAAAAGGUAAACAAAAUAUAAAGGAUGAACUUCAAAGAAUGCAUGAAGAAAUGUUGCAACUCUCAUAUAGUGUUGAGAAAAUGAGAAAACUUUUAAAAAGGAUGAAUGAACAGAAUUUUCAUUUAAAGGAAACAUUAGUGUUGAUCGAAACAUUGGAUAAAAGGAUUCUUCAUCAAGAAGAAAAUGUUCCACCAGAGCUUAUUCAAAGUUACCAAAACUCAAUCAUUCUCAUUCCUAAUACAUCGGAGAGUACUGUAAACUCAAUACAUCAACUGACAACACAAAGUAUAUCUAGCAACAUUCAUAAUACCAGCAAAAUAGAAAAGCAAGAUGUAAUGAAAGAUUGUAAAAGGACACUUUUUAAUGAACCAGAAGUGUGUCCAACCAUACCAUUUAUAACCACAGAAGAAUUUAACAAAGUGCCUAAGUAUAUUAUUGGGAGGCAAACCUUGGAUACAAUUAAUAAUUUGAUAGGAGCCAUAAAUCAGACACUAAUUGCAAAGUAUACAAUUUUAUCUUUAGGAAAAGUUGCUGCUCAGAAAAAGGGUGAAAUUAAUUUAUAUUUACACUAUAAGAAACAAGAGUUUGAUAUAAGAGAAGAAAAUGGAUACCUCUAUUUUUUUACAGCUGAAGAUUAUUAUAGACAAACGAAAACAAAGAUUGAUAAGACCAAGUUGAACUUAAUAACUGCAUUGCGCCAUUGCAAACGUUUACGGGAGUGUAGGAUAAAAAAUGAAUUGCGAUAUAUUAUAACACCACAUUAAUUUAAGUUAAUGUAUGAUCCUUUUUGUUAUGGAUUUUUAAUAUAGCUUUAUCAUAAUAAAAAUAUAUUCUAUCAUUGAUGUUACUAACACUAAGUCAGAAUCUUAGAAUGAAUAUAAAAUAUAUAAGAUAUGCUA
Messenger RNA from Pogonomyrmex barbatus (red harvester ant), 1387 nucleotides. Its product is annotated as SKA complex subunit 1. Lineage: Eukaryota; Metazoa; Arthropoda; Insecta; Hymenoptera; Formicidae. Gene Ontology annotation, biological process: mitotic cell cycle; cell division; chromosome segregation. The record is from RefSeq and is a predicted model, not a curated record. Gene Ontology annotation, cellular component: mitotic spindle; spindle microtubule; outer kinetochore. Gene Ontology annotation, molecular function: microtubule binding.